AUGGAUGCAGAAACAGCGAUUGAGGUGGAGCGAGCACACCAGCCGCUUGUGUUUGAGGUCGUCGGACGUGGCGUUGUACUGCAGCUGCAGCUCGCGCGGCAGCGUCUCGUUCCACUCGACCAGUUGCUGGAUGAUGCCUCCCAAGAUCUCCGUCCAGUCGGAGGUCUUGCCGAGCCGAUAGAUCGCGCGGAAUAUGUUUUCCGAGAUGGCGCUGAGCUUGAUGUAGGUUGCAAACUGCGCGGCGGCCGUCGGGUUGGGCACAUCCUUGCACAGCAUCUGCGGCAGCGGGCACGAGAUGUCCUGCGACUGCAGGAGCGACGGCUCGCCCAUUUUCGCCGCGAGCGUCUUGUUGAGCCCGUACGAGACCCAGAACACGCGCGCCUGGAGGUCUGCCUCGCGCGACGUGGGCGAGAGCUCGUUCUUGCUGAGCCCGAUGUGGCUCGCGAGCUGGAUGGCCAUGUUCGAGUAGAGCAUGCAGUCGUCGUCGCGGCCGAGCGAGCGGAAGAAGAGGCUCGCGAGCGUCAGAGUCGCCACCGCAAUGUAGUUUUCGGGCUCGCUUUUGAUCUGCGUGCAGGGCAGCACCAGCGUGAGUCCGCUGGAGAGCAAGUACCCGGUAAUUGGGUCGGCACUUCGGGUGUACUUGGUGCCCAGGGCCAUGACGACAAAGCAGAGAGCGCGGAACUGGAUCGAGGGGUGGUCUGCGAGGCCGCCGAACCGCGUGGACGGGUCGUACGUCUGCGACAGCUGGGUUUUCAGCAGAUCGACGUCGUACGGAAAAUAAAUAUCGUUGAGGAAGAAGUGCGACCGGUCGACAAGAAACAUGGCCUCCUGGAACGUGAGGCACUUGAGAUAGCUCACCACGCGUGUCCUGUCGGGUUUAGGCAGCCGGGUGGCCGCGGCGUCCGGCUCCAGGGGAUGAAUCUUGAUUUUGUCCAAGCUCUCGAGUCUCGUUCUAAAAGAGGAAAUAGGCCCCGUGGUAUCUGA
This is a messenger RNA of Ogataea haglerorum, 984 nucleotides long. RefSeq lists its product as uncharacterized. NCBI's taxonomy places the organism in Eukaryota, Fungi, Ascomycota, Pichiomycetes, Pichiales, Pichiaceae. Bases 1 to 984 code for a protein of 327 amino acids. The record is from RefSeq and is a predicted model, not a curated record. The transcript has a single exon.